Messenger RNA from Pyrus x bretschneideri (Chinese white pear), 3940 nucleotides. RefSeq names its product receptor-like protein 6. Lineage: Eukaryota; Viridiplantae; Streptophyta; Magnoliopsida; Rosales; Rosaceae. The transcript has 2 exons. Gene Ontology annotation, molecular function: protein binding. The record is from RefSeq and is a predicted model, not a curated record. Bases 306 to 3296 code for a protein of 996 amino acids.
CAAAGAUUCUAAAGGGACAAAAAGUGCGUGCAGUCGCAUUCACUAUUCACAACAAAAAGAAGAAAUAGACCAAGACCAAGACUUCAAAGCGAUAAAAAGUGUGUGUAGUCGCAUUCACUAAUCACAACAAAAAGAACAAAUAGACCAAGACCAAGACUUCAAAGGGAUAAAAAGUGGGAUUAAAGUAAAAAGAAGAAAUAGACCAAGACUUCAAGCCAAAUCUGCAGCGACGAAAACUAAUUUUAAAGCCACCACACCAAUCCCUCAGUUCUUCAUCAAACACUUUCCUUACUCCGCUAGCAAAAAUGAAAACUUUACGAUCAUUUGUCCUCCUAUUCUUCUUCACUAUCUGUCAUAAUGUCACAACUGGAGUCUACAACCAGUGUCUCAAAGACCAGCAACUGUCAUUGCUCCGUUUGAAGCAAAACCUCACGUUUUCUAGUUCUCUGGUUUCUUCCAAGUUUGUAUCGUGGGAUUCAAGUACAGACUGUUGUUCUUGGGUCGGUGUUACUUGCAGUACCAACGGGCAUGUUGUUGGUCUUGACAUUAGCAGCCAACACAUCUUGGGUGCCAUUGACAGCUCCAGCAGUCUCUUUGAUCUUCAGCAUCUUCAAAGCCUCAACUUGGCCAAUAACUCUUUUGUCGAAGGCUCUCGCAUUCCAUCUGCAAUUGGAAAGCUGACAAACUUGAGGUAUCUAAAUUUAUCAAAUAAUGAUUAUUUCGGAAAAAUUCCCUUUGAGAUUUCAAGCUUGACAAGGUUGGAGGUCCUUGAUAUUUCUCAAAGUUACAAUAACGGGGGCCGCAAGCCACUUGAAAGCCCGAAGUUCAGCAUGCUCUUUCAAAACCUCACAGAACUUACAGAGCUUCAUCUUGACGGUGUAGACGUAUCAGCAGAGGAGACUCACUGGUGCCAAGCGAUAACAUCUUUGCUGCCAAACUUAAAGGUGUUGAGCUUGUCUAAUACUAAUCUUUCUGGUCCUAUUGAUCAAUCCCUUGCCAAGCUUCAGGCUCUAUCCGUGAUUCAAUUGGGUGGUUUUCACAACAACAUCUCCGGUCCGAUUCCAGAAUUCUUUUCCAACUUUUCAAACCUGACGGUGUUGAACUUGGACAGAAACAAUAUCUCUGCUCCGGUUCCAGGAUUCUUUGCCAAUUUUUCAAAGUUGACUACCUUGAGUCUAGCAGGUUGUGGUUUACGUGGAACAUUUCCGAAGCAGAUCUUUCAGGUACCUACACUAAAAACUAUUGACCUUUCCUGUAAUACGGAACUUCAUGGUUCCUUGCCAGAAUUUCCCAAGAAUGGAUCUCUUCGAUCCUUGAUUUUAAGCCAGACAAGCUUUUCGGGGUUAUUGCAUGACUCUAUUGGCAACCUCAACAUGUUGUCCACACUAGACCUUUCCAAAAGCAAUUUCACUGGAUCAAUCCCAAAGUCAAUCGGGAACCUAACUAAAUUGGUUGAUUUGAAGCUGUCAUCAAACAUGUUUAAUGGUUCAAUUAGUUCUAUUCACUGGGAAAACCUUAUUAAUCUCGUAGAUCUCCGUUUGUACGACAAUCAACUGGUGGGGAGCAUUCCGUCGUCUCUGUUUUCUCUUCCCUUGUUGCCGAAAUUAGUACUUUCCUAUAAUAAUUUCUCUGGGCAACUCCCUGAAAUUUUUAAUGUCUCUUCUUAUUUAGUUACUUUCAUUGAUUUGAGUUUCAACUAUUUGGAAGGACCGGUACCCGUGUCUAUCUUUAAUUUUCGAGGGCUUCAAACCCUCAACCUUUCUUCAAACAAUUUCAGUGCCUUUCCUUUUAAUGGUCCUCAUCAGCUGCCAUAUCUGAAGGAGAUUCAUCUUUCGCACAAUAGCUUGCUGGUUUUAUACAAUGGCAGCAAUUCCUCAUACUCUUCAUUUCCUCAAAUUACUGAUUUCAAUUUAGUUUCUAACAAGUUGAGAACAUUCCCAGUUUUCUUGAGAAAUCAAACCUAUUUAAGAAAUUUGGACCUUUCGGAAAACCAAAUUCAAGGCCAGCUACCCAAUUGGAUAUGGAAUCUCGAUUUUCUUGAUUACCUAGAUGUUUCUUAUAAUGCCUUGGAAAGUCUUGAAGGUCCUUUCAUCAACUCCACAUCUCCUGUGUCUACACUUGACCUUCAUUCAAACCAGCUUAAGGGGCCAAUUUCAUUUGUCCCACCAAAUAUCAGUUGUCUGGAUUACUCAGACAAUCAUUUCAGUUCUAGUAUUCCAUUAUCAAUAUGCAAUGCAAGUGGUCUUAUCGUUCUUGAUUUGUCCAAUAAUUCUCUGAGUGGUGAGAUUCCCCAAUGCUUGGCUACAAUGGGAGGACUCAUGAUACUUAAUGUCAGGAAAAACAACAUUACCGGAACUAUUUCUAAUCUUGAAUUUCCUGAAAAUUGUGAGUCAUUAAAAGCUCUAGACCUCAGCCAAAAUCAGAUUGAGGGUCAAUUUCCAAAGUCUCUAGCCAGGUGCAGAAGUUUAAUAUUUUUAAACCUUGCAGAGAAUCAAAUAACAGACACCUUCCCAUGCUUGUUGAAGAACAUCUCCACCUUGAUCGUUCUUGCCUUGCGGUCCAACAAUUUCUAUGGAGGCAUUGGAUGUCCAGUAGUGCAGACCAAUGCCACCUGGCCGGUUCUUCAAAUCGUAGACUUAGCUUACAACAAUUUCAAUGGUGAAGUACCAGGAUUCUCUCUGACAACAUGGCAAGCAAUGAAGGAUAACAGAAAUAUUGGUUUCUCGUCGACAGUCAGGGCUUCUAGAAAUAGAACGGUAUAUUCUUAUAAUUCUAGAAUCCGUUAUAAUAGAAGGGGAUGUUGUUAUAAUUCUAGAAUCCGUUAUACUAGAAGUGCAUAUUGUCGUCUGUGUGGUACAGAUACAUCCCCUGAUGACAAAAAAGUUGUAUUUACUUAUGAGCCUGGUAUAACGAUUACAAGCAAAGGUUUAAAGAGGGAUCUGGCGAAGAUUCUAACUGUCUUGACCUUGAUUGACUUCUCAUACAACAAUUUCAGUGGAUCAAUUCCCAAGGAAAUGGGAGCUUUGAAAUCUUUAUAUUUUCUCAACUUGUCGAGCAACGCUUUCGCAGGUGAAAUCCCAUCAUCAUUUGGUAACAUGCGGCAACUCGAGUCCUUGGACCUGUCACAGAACAAGUUGAGAGGGCAAAUCCCAGAACAGCUGGCAAAGCUUAAUUUCCUUGCAGUCCUGAAUCUCUCGAAUAAUCAACUUGUCGGCAAGAUCCCAACUGGUACUCAAAUUUCAACAUUUCCAAAGACUCAUUUACAGGGAACAAAGGAUUAUGGGGGCCUCCACUGACGAUGGAUAAUAAAGCAAGGCUGUCACCACCACCAACAUUAAAUGGAAGCCAUCCAAAUUCUACAGAUGAGAUUGAUUGGGAUCUUAUUAGUGUCGAAAUUGGAUUUGUAUUUGGCUUUGCAGUUGCUGUUGGGUCACUUGUGUUCUUCAAGAGAUGGAGUAAAUGGUAUUACAGGUCUAUGUAUAAAAUCCUUGUGAGGAUAUUCCCUCAGCUUGAAGAAAGAAUUGGUCCUCAUCGAAGACAUGUUCACAUAAAUCAGAGGUGGAGAUGUUGAAAUGUUUAUAAGGAGCAAGCAGCUGGACUCCAUGUUGUGCCUAGGGUUUUGCACCCUCGUUUCUACCCUGUCUAGUUUGCUUUCUUUGGAUAUCGAAAUCAGUCGAGAUCAAGAGGCAACAAGGAAAUGGAUACACAUAUGAAAUCAGUAUUGAAUCAAACAAUUUUAAUUAUUUAUGCUUCUUUUGUUUGUUCUCCCUUGUUUUGGCUUUGGUUUGUGAGAAAAUUAGCUCUUUUCUUUUGUGUGUUUGUACACAAUCUUUGAUUUUAAAUGUUUGCUCUGUUUUUCGUGCACUGGUCAAGUUCUGUUUGUAUAUUAUCGCUCAAUUUGCUUUGAUUGAGAAAGAUAUGGAAAGACAACUCCUCCACA